This is a messenger RNA of Pantherophis guttatus, 863 nucleotides long. Lineage: Eukaryota; Metazoa; Chordata; Lepidosauria; Squamata; Colubridae. The record is from RefSeq and is a predicted model, not a curated record.
AAGAUCAGUCCUUGCCCGUUUCUCUGCCAUGGCCCAACCAUUUUUCUUCCUCCUCUUCCCCCUCACCUACUUCACUGGUGCCUUGGCCCAGUUCACCAUGACUCAGCCACCUUCGCUGUCGGUAUCCCCUGGAGGAACAGCCAGGAUCACCUGUACCAGGGCAGGUGGUGGCAUUUCUGGCUCGUUUGUGAGCUGGUUUCAAAAGAAACCUGGCACUAAACCAGUACUAGUGAUCUAUCAACAUAGUGAGAGACCUUCUGGAAUCCCUGAGCGAUUUUCUGGUUCUGUUGAUUCUUCCUCCAAUUCGGCCACUUUAUCCAUUUCCAACGUUCGACCAGAAGACGAGGCUGUCUAUUAUUGUUUGUCUUAUCAUGGCACUUUGCCCCCCACACUCAACUUAAGCGUGAGGAGAAGAGGUCCACCUAGAAGGAACGUUGGUUUCAGAAGAUCAGUCCUUGCCCAUUUCUUUGCCAUGGCCCAACAAUUUCUCUUCCUCGUCUUCCUCCUCACCUACUUCACUGGUGCCUUGGCCCAGUUCACCAUGACUCAGCCACCUUCUCUGUCCGUAUUCCCUGGGGGAACAGUCAGCAUCACCUGUACCAGGGAAGGGGGCAGCUUUUCUGACCACUAUGUGAGCUGGUAUCAGCAGAAACCUGAUACUAAAAUCCUAGCAGUGAUCUAUGAAGAUAGUAAGAGACCUUCUGGAAUCCCUGAGCGAUUUUCUGGUUCUGUCGAUACUUCCUCUAAUACAGCCACCUUGUCCAUCUCCAACGUUCAACGAGAAGAUGAGGCUGACUAUUUCUGUUUGUCUUAUGAUAGCAAUUCUCAGAGCACAGUGAUUCCACCUUAUGGGGAACUGUGAC